AAUGGUGGUGACAUAGAUUUGGAACAAAGACAGCAGACCCAAGUCAAGCACUCUGAAGUAGCUAUGAAGCCAGGGGACGAGCCUUUUGCCCCAUCUUUCCUGCGCCAUCCUCUUGAAGGGGAGCUUCAGUUAAGCACAUCACCACUUCAGGCAGACAGUGGGGACCGAAGUCUUGGAACACGACGAACAUUGCGGGAAAGAAUACAACACCGUCUGCCUAAAAGGAAACAAAAGCGGACACGUCAAGAGCGACAGCAACAAGAACAGAGACAACCGCCUUCAACACCGCCACCAAAUUUGCCAUGUACCCAACAACAGGAACGAGCUUCAGCUAGUUCUCUCCCUGUCCACACUGAUGUACAAUGCGAUGGGUGUGGGUCAAAUCCCCUCACAGGCGUGCGUUUCAAGUGCCCGGUGUGUCCAGACUUCGACCUGUGUGCGGACUGCCAGGACCUGAAACUACACCCGCAUUACGACCAGAUGGUGGCGAUUGUUUGGCCGGAGGAUAUUCACACGUUGAAUAUCACUGCCGCCUCCUCCAACGCAGAGGCAAGUAGCACAGUGGUGCAUAAUGUGACGUGUGACGGCUGCAAAUUCUACCCACUGGCCGGCACCAGGUACAAGUGCACGGUGUGUCCUUGCUUCAACUUGUGUGAGGCUUGUGAGAAGAAGAAACAGCAUCCACCCGCGCACCCGUUCAAGAUUUAUGAGAGGCGCGUUACUGAUGCUGAAAAUAUGGUGGAUCUGUUUGAUGACCUAACGCAGUUGGUGGCCACGGCAGCCACAACAGUGUCAGGUUACCCUGUGCAUCCCGGUACAAAGUGCAAUACCUGUGCUUCCAGCCCUAUCAGAGGCGUAUGUUUCAAAUGUACACAGUGCAAAGAUUUCUGCCUGUGUCAUGACUGCUAUGAGGCCGGGACAGGCCAUGAACACGAGAUGAAAGCCGUGGUGUCAGAGACACAGGAACUGCAGGAAGAACUGAACAGGUCGAUGUCGAGCAUGCGCAGUAUGGAGGAAGAACUGAGCUCCUUCCGUGACAAGUGCUUGUGUCCCAUCUGCUUGGACCGCUACAAGGAUCUGGCCUUCCAGUGCGGCCAUCAGACGUGCCAAGAUUGUAGCCAACAGCUUAGAGAAUGUCCCGUGUGUAGGAGGGAGAUCAAAAAGAGGAUACGACUCUUUCAUUAACUUAUUAAACCCUGAGUUUUUUUCACCGUUCGCCAGAGUUUUUUUCUACAGUCACCUUGGUGCACUAUGUCUCAUUAUAACCCCAAAGGUUUGCCCCCAACUUCUAAAUUCUAAAGGGCAGAAACAAAGGCUAAGUCAUUAUUAAAAAACUUGGUUUGUGAAUAGUUCCGAAAAACAAGUAAAAACUAGCUCUAAAUAAAACAAGACAGUUGUCACAAUAGUAUUAGACGCUCCCAAAGUCCGAUGAUGAACAGGGUUAUUACCACCGGACGCUCCCAGCGUCUGAUGGGGUUGAAAGAAUUAAAGCAAUUACUAUAUCGUGGCGAAAUCGGGCUCUUCUCAAGUUUAGGAAUUCGAAGAAAUUGGCAUUGUCCCACCGGUUUGGCCAUGUUUAACGAUUCUUUAAAUUUUUGGGCUCAACAUUAUUUAAAAAUACAUUUCUAGUUGGAUUUCCCCCAAAAAAUGCUUACCAAAGAUGACAAUAAUGUAUUUGUAGUUUUCAGGUACACUUAAGAUUUGGAAGUCACCAAAUUUUGGCGGCCAUUUUCCCCCUAAUUUUCCCCCUGAUACUAAGCGAUCCGCACCUCCUUCAAUUGCAAAUAUUUCGACUUCUAUUGUGGAUAGAUGGGUAUUUCCUGAAUAAAAAAAGAACAAGAAAAA
Molecule: messenger RNA, 1845 nt
Organism: Aplysia californica (California sea hare)
Lineage: Eukaryota; Metazoa; Mollusca; Gastropoda; Aplysiida; Aplysiidae
Biological process (GO): endosome organization; mitophagy; aggrephagy
Cellular component (GO): amphisome; aggresome
Molecular function (GO): zinc ion binding; K63-linked polyubiquitin modification-dependent protein binding; protein kinase C binding
Source: RefSeq, a predicted model, not a curated record